AUUAUAUAUCUAAUUCUGUUAUAAUUUUAGUUCGAUAUAAAUUUGUAAACGUAAAAUGGGAUUUCAAAAUUUAAAUAUAUUGGAAAAUUUAUAGUUAAAUUUUGGCAUAGCAAAAAUUUCAGUAAUUUUUCCGGUCAGCCGUGGCUUAAACGGUAAUAUUUACAAUAAAAGUGCAACUAAUGUAAACUCACCACAUAUUGUACAUGUUUUUCUAAUAAAAUUGUCUAAAGUCCUUCUGUCAUUUUUUUAGUAAACAAAACAACGUGGUGGCCAUUUAAAUCAGUUCAAAUUCUUAUUCUAAAUUUAUAAUUUUUUAAAAUGGGUAAAACAAAAAAAAACCGCCCUCAUAAAAAAAAAAAUAAUCCUAUUGGUAUUCCAAGUGUGAAAGAAUUUGAGGAAUUCGACGAUAGUGAUUUGGAAUCCCAUUCACCUAUUCAAGCAAUCAUAGAUGGACUGCAAUCAGGAAAUGAUGACAAGCUAAAUGCAUUACAAAAUUUAGCAGUAAUAUCUUUGAAUAUGGAAAAGGUUAAAUUAAUUUGUCAAAGUGAUAUUGCAAGAAUUGCGGCUCCACUUUUGUUCGAUCCAAAUGAUGAAGUACGUAAUGCAGCAGCUGGAGCUUUAAGAAAUUUAUCUGUUUGCAGUAUUGAAGUUUGUGAAUUCCUUGUAGAACAAGAUGUUAUGACUCCUCUUUUGGCUUUACUGAGUAAAUAUGCUGCGAAUUCUUGGAUACCCAAAUUUGAUCCAGAGUUAAAAAAUCAAAUGGAUAUCAAAUCUGAUACGUUUUUGCAAUCUGUAAAUUUAUUGUGGAAUCUUUGUGAAAGUACCUCUGUGGCUUUAGAUAAUUUUAAUCAAACACAACUAUUGAACAGUUUCAUACGUUGCUUAGAUUACAAUAUUUAUGGCCUUGAAAUUGCUAUAGGAGUUGCACAGUGUAUUUUAGUAAUUUCAGAAGAUAAUCGGAACACUUGGACAAUAUUGAUGGAAUAUUUUGUACCACAAGCAAUGAAUGCAUUAAAUAAUCUAGAUGAAGAUUUUCAGCAUGUUAUGUUAAGAACCGUGCUUGCUGCAAUUUUAUCUAAUAUUCCAGCAGUAGCUGCAGCAAAUUCUAAUUUAAUCUUGACGACUCUUUCCAAAACACUCAAUUUUAGUCAUAAAGAAAUUUUGAACAGAAUAAGCAGUACACUGCCUCUAGAAAAAAAAGACGAUUUUUCCGAAAUUAAUGAAAAUUUCAUAGAAGAGGAAACUGCUGCGGAAGCAAAUUUAAGACAUCGCAAAAUGGAUUUACCGUCGGACAUUGAAAUUGAAAUUAAAAAUGUUGGAUUGUUAUUAGAAGCUCAACGUAUUGCUGCCGAGACUAUAUCUAAUCUAUGUUCUCAGGAAGAUGAAGAAUGGGUGGAUGAGGACGAGUCUGAUAAUGAAAUGGUUCAUGACUAUGACGUAUCAAAUCAUAGUAGCUCUACAAACUUACAAAAUAUAGACAAGAUCCCAGUAGAAAUUCUGGAAGCAGUAAAAUCCUUAGGUUUGGUUGAACAGCUGUGGUUGAGAGUACAGACUUUAGCCGAUAACGUUUUUCAUAUACUACGAGAAUCAGCUCCAAAUCUUUUGAAGAAAUUCAAAAGCUUAAGAAUUUCUGCUCUACUUUGUUUACAAAACCUUUGCAAUUGCUUGUCUACAGAAGAUUUAGGGGGGGCAGAUGCCAUUUACAAUGUUUGGGUUGAAAUUGGGCAACAAGUGUUUCAAGGACCACAAGACCCUCUUGUUUUAGAGCCCGCCACUUCCUUAAUGCGUUCAACUCUAGAACAUUUGAAAUCUAGGCCAGACUUAUUUGAAAAAAUGACUGAAAAUGAUUUGCAAAUGAUAUUAAAAGGUUUACACAAUUGCACAAUGUCUGAAAUUAGAGCGAAUUGGAUAAGAAUGCUAGGCAUUCUAGGAUGUUUGUUGCCCGAAGUUUUAGUUAAGUUAAUAAUGGCAUUUAUUCUGGACACUUGCCAAAAUGAAUAUGACGUUUGGACAAUAUCUGAAGGCUUGGAUGCUUUCAUGGAUAUGUUUGAAAACAACGACUGGCAUAAUAUUUUGCAAGAAUUAAAUAUUUUACAAAAAACUAAGGAAUUCGAAAGAGUUCUGAGGAAUAAAAUGAGACAACAAAAACGUGAUUUGAAAGAUCGAUACCCUGCUGUACAAACGGUACGAAGCAAUCUCCAAAGAUUUAAUAAAUAUCUUGAGAAAGAAAUGAGCAAACUUUCUUGAAUCAAAAAAUAAAAAUACCAACGUAAUUGUAAGAAUCGAUUUCAAUAGUUAUUUUAUAUAAAAUAUAAUAUUAUACUUUAAUAUGAAAGAAAAAAACCUACAUAUUUAUAUACAUAUAUAUGUACAAAUACAAUA
Condylostylus longicornis is the source of this 2382-nucleotide messenger RNA. Its product is annotated as HEAT repeat-containing protein 3. NCBI's taxonomy places the organism in Eukaryota, Metazoa, Arthropoda, Insecta, Diptera, Dolichopodidae. The coding region runs from base 319 to 2247 and encodes 642 amino acids. The transcript is spliced from 9 exons. Gene Ontology annotation, biological process: ribosomal large subunit biogenesis; protein import into nucleus. The record is from RefSeq and is a predicted model, not a curated record.